AUGUUUCCAGGCUUCAAAGAAUUCGAUAUUGCCGUCGCCCCAGACGUCACCAUCCACGGCAUACGUGCUGGCGAUGGCCCACCUCUUUUACUCCUUCACGGCUUCCCUCAGACCCACCACAUCUGGCAUAAAGUGACUCCAGAGCUCGUGAAAUCAUUCACCGUAAUUGCAAUCGAUCUCCGAGGCUACGGAAAAUCCUCCAAGCCACCAUCUACAGCAUCCGAUUUACAUAAAACCUACGCAAAGUCCACCAUGGGAUCUGACUGCUUGGCCGUCAUGUCGUCCCUCGGUUAUUCGAAAUUCAACAUUCUGUCGCAUGAUCGAGGCGCCAGAAUUGCCUAUAAAUUAUCUGUCGACCAUCCAGAGGCUGUCGAAAAGCUCAUGAUGUUGGAUAUUGCUCCGACACUGGAAAUGUUUGAGAAGACUGAUCAGCUCUUCGCGACAGCAUACUGGCAUUGGUUCUGGCUGAUCCAACCGGCUCCAUUUCCAGAGGAGUUGAUGAUGAGUGAGCCGGAAUUGUUCAAAGGGAAGUUCUUUGGGGGUGGGUAUGCUGGGACAGGAAGUUACAUCAAUGAGCAGGCGCUGGGUGAGUAUAUGGCUAUGUUCAGGGAUGACGCUUGCGUGCAUGCGAUGUGUGAGGAUUAUAGAGCUGCGGCUACGAUUGACCUCGUGGAGGCGAGGAAAGACCGCGAAGAUGGGAGAAAGAUAAAAUGCCCUGUCAAAGUGCUUUGGGGAAACAAGGGGGUGAUUGAUAUGAAGUUUGACUGUCUUGGGGAGUGGAAGCGCGUGUCUGAUGGAGAGGUCACAGGCGAGAGUGUGCCUGCAGGACACUACAUUGCUGAAGAAAUACCGGAAAUCUUGUUGAAGCAUGUCAAAGAGUUUUUCGGCUAG
Molecule: messenger RNA, 891 nt
Organism: Cadophora gregata
Lineage: Eukaryota; Fungi; Ascomycota; Leotiomycetes; Helotiales; Ploettnerulaceae
Exons: 1
Coding region: 1-891 (296 amino acids)
Molecular function (GO): hydrolase activity
Source: RefSeq, a predicted model, not a curated record